GGCAGCCCUGGGCCCUGAUGCUUGACCGGCUGGCAGCCCGCCAGCUUCUGUUUCCACGAGUGGACACACAGAGCGUGGUCCCCAGCUGGGAAAGAAGCCGGAAACAGCCUCAGUGAAAUAAUCCAGCCCCAACCGGCCUGAGCAGCUGAGAAAGACGAGGAGGGCACUGUGGCUGCUGCUGAGCUGAGAAUCCUCCUCCACUUGCUCCUCUCAAAGCUCUUUGGGGCUCUCUGAGGCCAAGAACAAGAUGUAGGAAAAUGGGACCAACUCCUGGGUAUCCUGAGCCUCAAAACUCCUCUUGUGGCCUAAAGACACUCACCUUGACCUUGGGUGGGCUGGCCAGUUCCAUAUUCCUUUCUCUUGGCCUCAGCCACGUGCUAGACGCCCUCCAGCUCUGAUCCUGGCAGUUGCCUUCGCAGAAGGAAGAAGACUGAAGGCUCCCAGGGGUUCCAACCCUAAGGGGAGCUGGGGAAAGGAAGCCCCCUCCAUCCCUGCCCUGUGGCCCCUCCAGCCAAGCCCCUGCCAGCCAGUCCGGAAUGAUCCCGCUAUGGCCAAGCUCUGGUUCAAGUUCCAGCGGUACUUCCGCCGAAAACCUGUGCGUUUCUUUACCUUCCUGGUGCUCUACCUGACGGCCGGGAGCCUCGUCUUCCUUCACGCUGGCUUUGUGGGCCAGCCGGCCGUGUCCCAGAACCAGGCCAGCCCUGCCGCCAGGGCCCCGGCGGAGGGCGCCGAGCUGCCCUUCCUUGGAGACUGGCAUCUGGGCAGAGGCUUCAGGGACGCGGGGGAAACCUUGAGCCUCGCCCACAGAUACGGACACGGACCCUGGUUCAAGGGCAAAGAUGGGAAUGAGAGAGCCAAGCUGGGCGACUACGGAGGUGGAGCCUGGAGCCGAGCCCUCAAGGGGAGGGCUGUCCGGGAGAAGGAGGAGGAGCGAGCCAAGUACAUCGGCUGCUACCUGGACGACACCCAGAGUCGGGCCCUGCGAGGCGUGUCCUUUUUCGACUACAAAAAGAUGACCGUCUUCCGUUGCCAGGACAACUGUGCAGAACGGGGUUACCUGUACGCCGGGCUGGAGUUCGGCGCCGAGUGCUACUGCGGCCACAAGAUCCAGGCGACAAACGUGAGCGAGGCCGAGUGCGACAUGGAGUGCAAGGGCGAGCGAGGCAGCCUGUGCGGCGGCGCCAACCGCCUCUCCGUCUACCGGCUGCAGCUGGCCCAGGAGUCGGCUCGCAGGUAUGGAAGCGCGGUCUUCCGAGGCUGCUUCCGCAGGCCCCACAACCUCUCCCUGGCCCUGCCCGUGACGGCCGCCAUGCCAAACAUGUCCGUGGACAAGUGCGUGGACCUCUGCACAGAGAAGCAGAGUUCUUCCUCAUCCUCUCCCUCCCCCUCCCCAGGAGGCACCGCCUGCCACUGUGGCUUCCCCACCACGCGAUUCCCCCUGCACGAGAGAGAAGACGAACAGCUGUGUGCCCAGAAGUGCAGCGCGGAGGAGUUUGAGAGCUGCGGGACCCCCAGUUACUUCAUCGUGUACCAGACGCAGGUGCAGGACAACCGCUGCAUGGACAGAAGGUUCCUCCCAGCCAAGUCCAAGCAGCUCAUCGCUCUGGCCAGCUUCCCAGGUGCCGGCAACACGUGGGCUCGCCACCUCAUCGAACUGGCCACCGGCUUCUACACCGGCAGCUACUACUUCGAUGGUUCUCUCUACAACAAAGGGUUUAAAGGUGAGCGGGACCACUGGCGCAGCGGGAGGACCAUCUGCAUCAAGACACACGAGAGCGGCCAGAAGGAGAUCGAGGCCUUCGAUGCCGCCAUCCUGCUCAUCCGCAACCCCUACAAGGCCCUCAUGGCGGAGUUCAACCGCAAGUAUGGCGGCCACAUCGGCUUCGCUGCGCAUGCGCACUGGAAGGGCAAAGAGUGGCCCGAGUUCGUGAGGAACUACGCCCCGUGGUGGGCCACGCACACGCUGGACUGGCUCAAGUUCGGCAAGAAGGUGCUGGUGGUGCACUUCGAGGACCUGAAGCAGGACCUGUUCGUGCAGCUGGGCCGGAUGGUCCGCCUGCUGGGCGUGGCCGUCCGCGAGGACCGGCUGCUGUGCGUGGAGAGCCAGAAGGACGGCAACUUCAAGCGCUCGGGGCUGCGCAAGCUGGAGUACGACCCCUACACGGCCGACAUGCAGAGGACCAUCCAGGCCUACAUCAAGCUGGUGGACGCGGCCCUGAAGGGGCGGAACCUCACGGGCGUGCCCGACGACUACUACCCCAGAUGAUGGGCCCGCCGGGGAGGGGCCUCGAGACCCCCCGGGGACCCCGCCCACCCGUCUGGCCCCUUUUUGGUCUGGGGACAGCCCCCUCGGCUGCUGCUGGCCUUCAGUGCGUGACGCAGGAGCCUCAGGGGACAACCACCUGCUCACAGCCCUUCACAGCCCGGGAGGCCCCUGAUGUGGGGGAGCCCCAGCCACACAGGCUUCUGUCUCCCAUGGCCCUGCCCCCACCACUCUGGUUCUCCCCUUGGGAGGGCGGGCUCCUGGGUGUCCCAGAGACUCGGGUGCCUCCCACGGUGCUGAGGACCUGGACGCUGGGAAAGGUGCCCCCGGCGCUCCGCCCUCCGGGGCUGGGCUCUCGCGGGCUCUUCUCUCCACCAAGCAGCAGCAGCGGCCCCGGGGUUCAUCAGGCCACUUGCAUGGGAGAAGGGUUGCUGGAGGUUUCUCUAUAGCGUCCCAUUUCUGACACUCGCGGUGGGUGGGGGAGCCCCAGUGCUCGCAGGAGGUUCACGGGCACCACCAGGUGGGGCCCUGCAUCACGAGCCCACCCCCAGGUCACACUGCUCCUGAGGACCGAGCCAAGGUCAAAUUCUGCCCUUUCCUCCCCCACUGGGCACAGUUAUCCCAGCAGGAUGGUCGAGGGCCCGUGCAGACUCUGAAUAAGAACCAGAGCCCUGUCACAGUCUCGCUCCACCGAGGGUGCAGCACAUGGAGCUCACACUGCCUCUGACCCCCGCCGACGGGGCCUGCACUCUCCAGGCGAGAGAGCAAGGGUGCUCCAGACCAGGUGGGACCAGACCCCAAAGAGACCCAGCUCCCUUCCCGCACCAUCGGCCUCCCGUGAUCACAGUCCCAAAGGGGUGGCUUCCCUCUCGAGGCCUUUGAGGAAUGAAGCAAAUGCGAUGGCUCUUCACUUCCGCACAGAUGCCGCUCCCGGAAGCUGAGUCAUCAAACCAAAGGAUUCCUGGGGACCAGCAUCCCCGAUCCUCGAUCUUUGAAAGCAUGGAUCCAGGAUCCCUCCGCUUCCCCACCUUGGAGACCAGCGGCUUCCCACCUGCGCUCCUGCACCGCCCCCAUCACGUAGAUGCAAAAGCCAUAGGUCACAGCUCUUCACUGUUCUGUCCGGAGCACCCCCUCCCCAGCAGCCCCCCUGAAGCCUUGGGGUGCAAGGACAGGCUCACUCCCAAACAGCCAGGAGGCCAUGGAGAGGGCGAGCGUAAAGAGAUAUAUUUUUUUAAGAGGAAUAUGACUAAUACAUUCCGCCCCUUGGAAGCCGGCCGUGCAAAGCGAAGGGGCCAGAGGCUCAGACCUGCGAUUCUCGCCCCGAACCCCUCCCCUGUCGGCUGUGGGCGACCCCAGGGCCCCCCCCCCCGGGGCUCUGAAUGUAUUUUGUACCGCGUUUCUUUCCCCCGGGCUCAUGUCUAGUCUUUGGGGAAGCCUCCCCCACUCCCACCCACAGGCCAGCUCGCUCUGGGAGCCUCUGGGCCCACGGCCUGGGCCAGCUCUUGGCCGGCGGUCACCUCGGGCCACGGGCCUCCGUCUGAAGAUUCCUCAGGUCAACACCAUCAUUAAAAGUGAGUUUUGUUGAGAAUUCCA
Messenger RNA from Myotis lucifugus (little brown bat), 3856 nucleotides. RefSeq names its product WSC domain containing 2 (gene WSCD2). Lineage: Eukaryota; Metazoa; Chordata; Mammalia; Chiroptera; Vespertilionidae. The record is from RefSeq and is a predicted model, not a curated record. The transcript has 8 exons. Bases 548 to 2266 code for a protein of 572 amino acids.